UUGAGCCCUAAAACGAUGAAAAUCCGAAGAAAGCAUCCGAUUUUUAUCCCAAAAGAAUUCCUUUUCGUGCCACUGAAGCUUCUCUGCUCUUCUUCUCCUUCUCCUCGAAACUCGCUCUUCAACUCAGCUCAGCUCAGCUCCACCGGUACAUCACUUUCUGUUGAUUCCUCAUCAGCAGCGGUGACUGAGUCAACUCGGCAGCGUCCAAAGUCACACUUGGUUGGAGUAGAGGGGAGUGACGACGGAAAGUUCGAAGACAGCGAAAUCGAAAAGUUUAUAUAUGACACAUCUCCACCUAAACAGGCUGAGGACCCGGUUGUCUACAAGCUUGUUCGGGUUGAAGGUGAUGGAAGCCUAGUGCCUGCCACAGAUGAUGAAAUCAUGGAAGUGGCAGAUCUGCUUAAAGAUGAAAGUAUCGACAUGGACAUUGUUAACGACAACGACAAAAACAUGUGCAUCACCAUUGAGGAGUCUUCUAACGCAACUACCCUGUUAGAAAGCUCAGGUUUUCUACAAUGUGAGAAGGAUGAAACUGAUGCAGGAAACAUAGAUGCAAUGGUUCAGGAUAGUGCUGUUCCUUUAUUGGAUAAUUCAGAUGCCAGGGAUAUUAUCCGAUACAGCGAUGCUGGAGAAUGCUCCAAUCCUCCAGAUCCAAUGGGAAGUGAAUUGUCACCUGCUGCUGUCUCUGGCAGUUCGAAGCCCGACUUUUCAAAACUAAAGGGAGAAAUUUGCCUCGAUAACCUGUCUAUUAGAGAACUUCAUGAAACUUUUAGGGCUACAUUUGGGCGAGAAACUACUGUCAAGGACAAGGCUUGGCUGAAAAGGAGAAUUCUCAUGGGAUUGACCAACUCGUGCGAUGUCUCAGCGACAAAUUUCACCAUAAAAGAUAACAAAGUACCGACAACAGGAAAUGAAGGAAACUCUAAGAAAGAAUGUAGUCUGGCUAAAUUUUCUGGUCCAGUUAGAGCAAUGGAUGAAAGCAACAAAUCCUCAGCAGUUGAGAACAUUAACUAUGAGGAAGAUUCUCAAGUAGUAUCUGCUAAGAGAUUGAGAUCUCAUGUCUUAGUUGAUAGUUACAAACCGGAUGGCACAAAUCAGGAGGAAGCAACUGCCAAGAGAAUGCGGAAGCCAACGAGAAGAUAUAUUGAAGAACUUUCAGAUGUAGAAUCCCGAGAGCGCACUAGCAGGCUAACAAGUUCAUAUAGGGGUUCUGGGCAGGGCUCUCCUCAAUCGUAUGCCACAAAAAGUGUCCGUUCUGAUAGUAGAACAUUUGUUACAAGGCUGGAUUCUUUUGCUGGGUUUCAAGUGCCAUGUGUCUCUCGACUCAGAAGAAGCCGGCCAAGGAAAGAUGUUAUGAGCCUUAUGAAAUUCCAUCAUAGCAGUAUGGGAGCAGCAGCAAAGAUAGUGAAGAAGGCUCUUCAUAGUUAUCAAUCAGCUAAUGAGGGUGGGAACAAUUAUGCAAGAGUCAAUUCUAUUCCAAAGCAGCUUGUGGAGGAAUCUGAGAUAUAUGGACACACCGCGGUUACAAAUAACACUGAGGGAGACCAGAAUACGACCCAAAGAGAUUCAGGCUCAUCUGAGGAUGUUUCCAACGAUAAUGUGGUAACUGUUCCGACGGCAAAAGGAGGAAUGAGAAGAAAACACCAUCGAGCUUGGACUCUCUCUGAAGUGAUGAAGCUAGUUGAUGGUGUUUCCAGGUAUGGAGCUGGGAGGUGGUCCGAGAUCAAACGUCUUGCAUUUGCUUCAUAUUCAUACCGCACCUCUGUUGACCUUAAGGACAAAUGGAGGAACCUGCUGAAAGCAGCAAACUUUGCUUCAGCCCCUACAGAUCUGAUGAACUCGAGGAAACAUGCUGUGACUCCAAUUCCGGCCCCUAUCUUAUCCCGUGUUAGGGAGCUUGCCGAGAGAAAUGGCCAGGCCUCUCCUUCGAACGUAAGCUCAAGCAAAUUCGGGCUCAGUGGGAGAACUCCGACUGGAUCUGCACCAGGGUACUUGUGACAGUCCAAGUAAAACAUCCAAGUGAGUAAUCGCCUCGGUCUCUAACUCUGGAUAAUAAAGAUGGCCCCAUUGUAUGUAACUUGUAGGGGAAGUAUAUUGGAGGACGACGAUCAGUCUGUGUCAUAUGCUGACAUGGGUGUAUCUUUGUGUGCUAGUUUCAAUUGGUGAAGGUAGGUAUGUUAGCUUAGCAUUGUAAAGUGCUUGGAUCUUUGCCUUUAAAGUGACUUAGCAAACUGUCGAAAUUGUUAAGUGAGAGCCAGCUUCUAAUUGUCUAUACUUAAGAUUGAUGUUUGUUGUGUGCA
Messenger RNA from Punica granatum (pomegranate), 2300 nucleotides. NCBI's taxonomy places the organism in Eukaryota, Viridiplantae, Streptophyta, Magnoliopsida, Myrtales, Lythraceae. The record is from RefSeq and is a predicted model, not a curated record.